This is a messenger RNA of Achroia grisella, 6593 nucleotides long. Its product is annotated as MYND-type zinc finger-containing chromatin reader ZMYND8-like. The record is from RefSeq and is a predicted model, not a curated record. NCBI's taxonomy places the organism in Eukaryota, Metazoa, Arthropoda, Insecta, Lepidoptera, Pyralidae. Gene Ontology annotation, molecular function: protein binding. The transcript is spliced from 21 exons.
UGUGGUUUCUUCCGUUUGUUAAUAUUUUUUACCUAAAUUUGUUGCUAUUGUGAAGUUCAAAUUGCAUAAAUGAUAAACAGGAUUGUCGUGACUCUAACUGAAGAAGAUCUAGUAUUGCCGUCAGUUGUCAUUUAAGAGUUGAAGAGCCUAGUCUAUGUGAGGUGAUGGAAGAAACCACAGUAACCCACAUGGAGACAGACGUGUCGUCCACUACUGGAGAUGUCCUCGACAUGCAGGAAGUGACCGGUUCCGAUGGUAAUGUCGAGAUGGUUGUGAUUGUGGAGCAGGUCAAUGAUGAUGUAAGCAAUAACUGCCUCAAUAACGACGACAGUGAGACCAGCCAGGAAGAAGAUAUUGGUAACCAAAACAGUAUUUCAUUUUCUCAAAUAUCCCCAACUAAGAAGUCACCAUACAAAGGUCAGAAUUCUCAUAGCAUAAUUGAUAAAUCAGCUAUAAGGCCGGAAGUGAUACCAAAUCCUGAUGUACAACAUAACAAUAGUCUGGAAAUUAUUGAUUUAGUGCAUUCAGAAGAAACAGUAGACUCUUCUUGUAAGACUGAUACCCAAAUAUCUCCUAAUAAAGAGUCCCUUAAUAAAUCAUCAAAUAAAGAAAUACAGAAUAUUCCAGAUAAAGAAAUCCAGAGUUCCCCAAAUAAAGAAACUCAGAGAAUUCCAAACAAAGAAAUUCCAAGAACUGUGAAUAUAGGUAUUCAGAUAACUUCAAAUAAAGAAAUCCAGAGAACUCCAAAUAAAGAAAUUCAGAGAACUCCUAAUAAAGAAAUUCAGAGGACUCCAAAUAAAGACAUUCAGAGGACUCCUAAUAAAGAAAUUCAGAGAACUCCAAAUAAAGAAAUUCAGAGGACACCAAAUAAAGAAAUUCAAAGGACACCAAAUAUAGAAAUUCAGAGAACUCCAAAUAAAGACAUGCAGAGAACUCCAAUUAAAGACACUCAGAGAACUCCAAAUAAGGAAAUUCAGCUAUAUAAAGAAAUAAAGAGAUCACCGAUUAAGGUAAGCCAAAAUACUUCAAAUUCUGAGACUGAAAUCACCUUAAGUACCACAUACCAGAGUUCGCAAAAUAUGGAAAUUGAAAUAUCUUCUAUUAAACGGUCAGAGGCAACACCAGAUAAAAUUCCAACUGAUAAGUUAAAUGUACAAAACCCUCCUCAAAUACUGUCCAUAAAAUUACAAGAAGCAAUAAGAAGGCCAAUUAAAGAAAUUUCAGAAAACCUAAAAAUUAAUGGUAAACAUGGGGUGGCAGACACUGGAAACAUAGGAAGCAAUGGUAAUACUGUUCCAAUAGAAGUUAUGAUAGGGAAAGAAAGUUCAAAUGAUUCCCAGAUGGAUACAGGCUCUGAUAUAUCAGAGAGGGACCAUAAUAAAAGUAUAAGUAGGGAGCUCAAAUCUCUAAUAAAUUCUGCCAAAGAGUCGAAGAUAAUUAGUGAAUGCACUCAACUUACAAGCAAGACCAGGAAGUCAAGGUCUAAUUUAGACACUUCAAAUACAAGUCUCAAUGCUUCUGUGGAAGCUGACAAAAUAUUGGUUGUAAGACGAAACAGUAGCAACUCAUUGAAGAGCAAUUCCAGUGAGAAGUCAGAGAAGAUAGCAGUCAAAAGAUCCAUGAGGUCCCAGAAUCCUGAGUUUGCAAACAAGGUAAAAUUGUUUCUCAAUUCAGUAAAAAAAGCACAAAAAUAUGCCGAUGAUAUAUCUGAUGUGGAGAUGGAGGAAGUUAAAAGUAAAGAGCAGCAAAAUAAUGCAGUCACUUAUACACCUAAGAGGAAAAGGGCUGAUGUUGAAGUUCAAGACAAAUCAAACAAGCUCCGGUCAGACUCAUACUGUUGGAGAUGCCACUGGGCUGUAGAGCAGCCGGUUAAUGAGAAAACUCAUGUACCAAUGGAAUGCACAGUCUGUCCAAGAUCCUUUCACUAUAAGUGCCUGUCUGGUGUGGAGCGAAGUAAAAUUGAUCCAGAAAAAAGCUGGGUGUGCCCUGAAUGUAUGGGAGUGCUGCAUGCCGAAAGUUCAGAGACCAGAUCAGUAGCUAUGAAGAAAAUAUCACUGGGAAUGCUACAAGAACUCCUGAAAUACGCAUUGGAGAGAAUGAUGGUACUCAAUGGGGUGGAGCCAUUCAUGCAGCCAGUAGAUCGGACGGCAUUCACUGACUACGACAAGUACGUAGUACAUCCAAUGGAUCUGACACUAAUGAAGCAAAACAUCGAACUGGGCAGAUACGGCAGCACGGAGGCCUUCUUAGCAGACGCGCAAUGGAUACUACACAACAGCAUUAUAUUCAAUACAUGUAAGUCUCUUUAGUAUGUCAUUUCAAAAUUGACUGGUGGUGCCCGCGGUCUGGUUCGCUCCUGCCGCGCCGAGAUGGGCGAGAUCGAAGCGUGCCCGGAGUGCUACGCCGCCGCACAUGCUCGCCGCCCCACGUGGUUCACAGACGUCUGCUCUACGCCACAUGUGUUACUCUGGGCGAAGCUUAAAGGUUUCCCGUACUGGCCAGCGAAAGGUAUGUCGGUUAGUAACGCGGGUAUGGUUGACGUGAGAUUCUUUGGUGCACACGACCGCGCCUGGGUACCAGCCAAGGACUGCUACCUGUACUCCGAAAAAGACCCCAACAACUUUCGCACAAAGAGACAAGAUAUUCUGGAUAGUAUGCAGGAAGCGGAACAACAUAUACGGAAUAUAUCACGAAAAUACGGGAAAUUCGUGUAUCCACCAUUUAAAACGCAGUUCGAACCAUUAAAACUAAAUGAACAGCUCAAAAUAAUGAUACCGUCUUUUGAAGGUGAAAUACGUACGCCUAUAAAAGAGAAGAGGUUGUCGAACAGCUCAUCACCAUUGGUAAAAGAUAAAAGCAGAUCACACCAUAAAAGUUUCAAGUACUCCGCCCAUGAAGGUGAUAUGAGUGAUGGUGAGGAAACAGUACUAUCUCGCAAGAUGGCUGACGGUGCUGAAAUUGCAAGAGUGGAUGACGACUUUUCUAUUGAGAAAGACACGACAAUGGAAGGAGACAAAUCUUCGUCUCGAAUUAAAGAUAAAGAGUCUUCUAGAAAACGACGUCGCUCGAACAUGGAAGAGGCUAUUAUUACUAUAAUGGAUAGUAAAGAGAAAAGGAAACGUUUAAGGAACGAGAAUAAAGUUAAUUCGCAAGAACCUAGUUGUAGUAGUAAUGAUAUUGAAAUGAAGGCGUUACACAACAAAGGUAAAGAUACAAACGUAAAGAAAGAAGAAGUAACAAGUUUAUUGAAGGUGAAAAGCAGUGAACCUGCAAAUAUACUUUCAAAUAAAAGUGAAAUUGAUAAAACUGUACUUAAGGUAGCUCCUAUUAAAAUAAUAGCAACACCCAAAGGAAAUAGACAGAUAUUUAAAACAAGUACCCCUAAUGAUGCGGAUGAAGUUGAUAAAAGUACUUCUCAUAAGCAAAAGUCGAAAUCGCAUAAAACCUCUCAUGAUAAAGAUAGGAGGAAAAGUAAAGAUGAAAAGUCAAGACAUGAAAAGCGCAGAAAUUCACGGCAUAAGAGGUCAUUGAUCAAUGAUAGCAAUUUAGAAGAUAAACAUGACAAAAGCGACGAAAACAUAAUUGACAAAAGUACUGACAGCAAAAAUAAUAGCAUAUCAAAUAAAAAUUUAAGCAGUGUUAGUCUAGUGUCUACUGAUAAAUCUAAUAAGCAAAACGGUGAGAAUCUUCAAGAUUGUGUGGUAUUUGACGAUGAUACAAGCUUAGCAGUAAUAGCUAGGGAAACAAAAAGUAAUAGUAAUCACAUAUCGUGUCUUCCUACCAUUAGUUGCGUUCGAAGCCUGUCCACUAUAGCUCAGAGCAGUAGUACAACAACAACAACUACCACCGCGUCCAACAAAACUCUAGAAGUUACUAUCGAACCUACAGAAUCAAAUAUUUUUAGAACAACAAGUACAGAAAACGUCCGAAAUAUGAAGGAGGCUGCUUCCAAACUAGAAAAGCUUAGAAACAACGCUGAUAAACCGGUGGUUGGCCGCGUGGGGGUUCGAGCUUUCGCGCGAAUGGCGUCUUCACCAGAGAAGCAACCGAAUAAAGACGUCGAAGUAGAAAUUAAAGCAGAACCAGUGGAUUUAGAUGAUGCUGAUCGGCACAACGAAAAGAUGGAUUUGAUGAACGCGUUCCAGUUACGACCAGUAAAUCCACAAGCUCCAAGUUUGCGAGAAGUGAGGAUCAAUAAGGUGGUAGUGACUCCUGUAACCGCUAAAAAAGUACCCGCGAAAAUUACAGAGGUGAAGCCGAGAGCGAAGAAGACGUUUCCGGUGCCGCGGAAGCCUGAUGAGAAUCGGUCGGAGCUGAAUGGCAAGAACUCUAUGGUUUAUAUUCCCAUACAGCCGCCGGCUACUCCCGGACCAGCACCCCGUCCGCCGCGUCCUGCAGUACUUCCCUCAAAUUCCGUGCCACCACUUCGGGCGAAGACGCAGGUGAUCACUAGUAUUGCGAACGUGGUGCACACGUCAUCAUCAGUGAUACCAGCGCUGGGCGCGGCCAACCCGAGCCCUCCGCUGUUGCCGCUGGUGUCGGCCGCCGGGCCCAGCGUGCCCACCACCGUGCACACCGUGCCGCUCAUCACCUCCGUCAACGGCCAGUGGACCUUCAGUCUACAGCCGAUCAUGUCCGUGGGCGGUCUCGAUGGUACACAUUCUCCGCCCCUAAUAAACGGGUUACCAGAACGUAACUCUGGUACCAUAAUGCCGCUGUCGGCUGCGGCUGCUCUCGCUGCCGCCUCUAAUACCUCGCAGCAGCAGUCUCCUGCGCUGCCCUCGAUAACUGCCCCCGCGCCUCAAGUUACCGCAUCCACGCCUGCAGUACCCGUCAAAGUCAUCACACCCGUCACACCCGCCACACCUGGUACACCUGGAACGGCUUCCACGCAGCUUGCACCCAAGUGCAGCUGCAUUACCAAUGACGCCUCUGCUAAAUCUGGAGAGCUCCCUCGGUUGCAACAGCGGCCGGCGUUGAUGAAUCCGUUGGAUACCAACACGCCCGUCGGCCUGGUACCGCCUCCAUCUACUGCCGGUCCUGUCACCGCCAAACUCAAUCAGAAUGCUGUUAAGUUGACAGAUUUCUUCCGUACACUACUGGAGGAUACUUUAGAGAAGGUGGACGACCCAUCGUCGCAACUGGCCACCCUACGGAUGCAGCUAGAGCGAUGCAAGUGGCGGCACCAACAAGAGGUCGACGAGAUCAAACACAAUCACGAUUUGACAUUGGCUGAGAUGCGAGCUUCAUUCGAGAGGGAGAAGAAACGGGCAGUGAGCGAAGCUCGCCGCGCUGCGCAGGUUGAUCUUGAAGCUGCCGUUAAACUUACCAAGUCGAAGCAAUGGUGCGUAAACUGCAGCCAAGAGGCACAGUUCUACUGUUGCUGGAACACGUCGUACUGCGACUAUCCGUGUCAGCGCGCCCACUGGUCCCAGCACUAUGCCGUCUGCGCGCAACAGCGAUUGCAGGAUGGCAUCAACAGCAACGACAAAAUAGGAACCCCACCAGAAAGCAGACUACAACCACAACCAGACCUCCCAGCGUUACAGAAAGCGGCACCAGAGCUGGCGGCCGCCAGCCCCUUAGCGAGGCUGGCGCCCGACCACAACCAAAAGACUUCCAUUAUAAUGAGCAUGGUCGAGGAUACGAGCGGAAACCAGACGAUGAAGUGCGUUGGCACUUACAAACCGGCCGCGUCCAGCUCCGCGCCCGCACCUAUCCCGCCAGUCACAAUUGUAAACAAACAAGUAAUCGCCGCUGACGAUAACAACGCGUCUAAGAAGGUGGUGACCUCAGGCGGUUAUCUGAUAGUGGGGUCGAACAACAACACCCCUCUGGUGACUGCGGGUCGUCGUUCCCACGCCAUCCAAUACUUCACGUGAACCGCAUGCAUACGUAUGCACCGAACACGCUGUGAUUUUAUUCAUAACUAACUGUAAACCGCGGUUAUAUCUGCCCGGAUUAGGAUUAAAAAUAUUCUAUGUACCAUGAUAAAGUCCAUCUGUGUUUCAAGGUUUGUUCAAAUUGAUUCGGCUAUUUAAAUACGAUUCUUAAGAUCUUAUGAAGUGAAAGAAGUAUGAAGAUAUCUUAUCUUGUGUAUAAGAUUUGUCAAGUAUCAAGUGUGUUGAAAAUCUCUUCCUUUUUCAAAAGUUGUCAGUUCUCUAGUGGGGUCCGUCUGAGAGUUGAAUGAUGGAAUGGCUGACCAUCCUAUCCUGAGGGUACACACUCUGUCUAAGUAACAGUGGAAGAUAACAGUCUGAGGAUGAAUUAGGUCAAUAAGCCACGUCAAAAAUUCUUUACAAUUUAAGCACUAAUGUUUCCAGAUAUUUAUUGUUAGUGUUUCACAAGACGCCAGAAUCAACCAAUCCAUCCUUCCAUGUUUAAGGGGUUGCUCAAAACGUAACGUAAAUUUGGGUAUCCAACAGAGAACUGACAAAGAUGACAGGUCGAGUUUAGUAAGGAAGAGCUUAUUGGGUCUGACUUACUUGAUAUAUUCAUAAUAAUGCUAUUCGUAUGUCCAUAGUUGACGUUAUCAAUUAUCGUCAGAUUAGUCUUUUUAGCGUAAAUAGAAAUCUCAAUGUCUGAAUGAAUAU